CGCGGCCGCCAUGGAGGCGGUGCCGCGCGUCGCCUUCGGGGUCAUCGCCGACAUCCAGUUCGCGGACGCCGACGAUGGGCACGACUUCGGCGGCAGCCGACGGCGCUACUACCGGCACAGCCUGCGCCUGCUGCGAGACGCGGUGCGGGCCUGGGCCGCCGAGAGCCCGCCGAUCGACUUCGUGCUGCAGCUGGGCGACAGCAUCGACGGGCUGAACGCCCGGCGCGACGAGGCCGAGGGCGCCCUGCGGCAGGUGCUGGAGGCCCUGGGGCGGCUGCCGGUGCCAGUGCACCACGCGUGGGGCAACCACGAGUUCUACAACUUCAGCCGGGCCCGGCUGGCGCAGAGCGGGCUGUGCAGCCGCCCCGCGGGGGGCGCGGCCGGGCCCCCGGACGGGCUGUGCCAGGCCUAUCACUGCAGCCCGGCCGCGCGGCUCCGCCUCGUCGUGCUCGACGCCUACGAUCUGAGCGUCCUGGGCAGGGACCCCGACAGCCCCCGCUACGAGGAGUCCCUGCGGCUGCUGCGGGAGAAAAACACCAACGAGGACCUCAACAGCCCCGCAGGGCUCAAAGAACCUCAGUUUGUAGCAUUUAAUGGAGGAUUUAGCCAAGCCCAGCUGAACUGGUUCGAUGAAGUCCUCAAGUUCUCUGAUGAAAACCAAGAAAAAGUUGUAGUUAUGGGUCACCUGCCCAUUCACCCCGAUGCUUCAGACAGGGUGUGCCUGGCCUGGAAUUACGAAGCUGCCCUGUCUGUCAUCCACUCCCACCGGUGCGUGGUCUGUGUCCUUGCGGGGCACCUGCACGAUGGGGGAUAUUGCCUGGACUCCCAUGGAGUUCAUCACCUGACCUUGGAGGGGGUGAUCGAAACGCCCCCGGAAAGCAAUGCUUUUGGGACUAUUUAUGUCUACGAAGAUAAAAUGAUACUAAAGGGAAGGGGCAGAAUUGCAGACAGAGUUAUGCAGUUCUGAAAUGCCAAGUAAAUACAGAUUGCUCUUCGGGAAGGACUCGGGAUAAAAACGUAGGGGAUUCAGCUUACUGUUUGCUUGUAGAAAGGUGCAUGGCUGAUCCUUAUUGCUCUAGUUCAGGAUAUAGGAUUUUAGAAAUUACCUUUCUGUAAGGAAACAGACCUGAUUUCUUUGUGGAAAAUAGAGAAGGCCAGUAAUUGAAAUAUUGAAUGCAGAAUGUUGACUUGAAACACCUAAUCCAGACUGAAUUUGUUACUGUGAAAAGAUGCAAACCAUAUUAUGAAUAUUUUCAAAAAACCACCCACUGUUAUUCUCUCGGUGAGCAUUAAAGCAUGCAGAGUUGUACCUGCCCAGCCGCA
Lepidothrix coronata (blue-crowned manakin) is the source of this 1323-nucleotide messenger RNA. RefSeq names its product ADP-ribose/CDP-alcohol diphosphatase, manganese dependent (gene ADPRM). Gene Ontology annotation, molecular function: CDP-glycerol diphosphatase activity; ADP-ribose diphosphatase activity; manganese ion binding. The record is from RefSeq and is a predicted model, not a curated record. NCBI's taxonomy places the organism in Eukaryota, Metazoa, Chordata, Aves, Passeriformes, Pipridae. Bases 11 to 967 code for a protein of 318 amino acids. The transcript is spliced from 3 exons.